UUUGUUCCUCUCAGUUAUUUCGGUUAUAUAUUAAAUGAAAUAAAUAAAAAGGGAAUUAUACGUUACCUUGUGUCAAAGUACAGUGACAAUUGACUGUGUUUCUCGCCAUAGUUCAAGAAUCGUAAUAGGUACAAUCUGAGGUCACGUAAAAAUCUACGGGCAUAGUUUUGGUCUCUCUGAUUAUCGAUAUUGGUAAGAGAGUGAGAAGUAAGAGAAGUAAGUUUGGGAGGAAUCGAUGGCCAUCAGUGCCCAUGGGCGGCCUCGCGUUUAGAACAAGGAACAGCCCCUCCCAGAAGACCUCGCUCAGGUGGGGCGACUGCUGCCCUCCGAACCCGAACCCCUCGUCGACGGCAGCAUCCUCGUUGGCAUCGGUCAUACCCAAGAGCCGUCACCUGGCCAUGCCACCUGUACCUGUGUGAGGCUGCCCUCCGCUGCUGCGCGACUGUACACCCAGAGGUGCUCAGAGGUUUCCAAACGUUCCCAAAACAGAGAACGCACCGAACCUCUUGGACUUGCAUCUUCAUCAACUUGACUUGACGCCCGUUGAUCUAUCAUCACCCAACAACAUGAUCAACAUCGCAGGGGUUAUUUCCAUCGUUUUAUUUUACCUUCUAAUUUUGGGAGUGGGAAUAUGGGCGGCCAGGAAAAAAGAGGCUGGAAACGAUUCCGAGGAAGAGGUGAUGCUGGCCGGACGGUCCAUCGGCCUUUUCGUCGGGAUCUUCACGAUGACGGCCACGUGGGUCGGCGGAGGCUACAUCAACGGAACAGCCGAGGCUAUCUACACCAAAGGGCUGGUGUGGUGUCAGGCACCAUUCGGAUACGCCCUAAGUCUCGUUUUCGGAGGAAUAUUCUUUGCAAACCCGAUGCGGCAGCAGGGUUACAUCACUAUGCUGGACCCCCUGCAAGAUGCAUUUGGCGAGAGAAUGGGUGGUUUGCUUUUUUUACCAGCACUAUGUGGCGAAGUCUUUUGGGCGGCAGGAAUUCUCGCUGCUCUCGGGGCCACCCUGGCAGUAAUAAUCGACAUGGACCAGGGGACAUCCGUUAUUCUGAGUGCAUGUAUAGCGGUAUUCUACACUCUGUUUGGCGGCCUCUACUCCGUCGCCUAUACGGACGUGAUCCAACUGUUCUGCAUUUUUAUCGGCCUGUGGAUGUGCAUUCCCUUUGCAUGGAUGAACCCCAAGGUCGAGUCACUUAGCUCGAUGGAUGUGGAUUGGAUCGGCGAAGUAAAACCAUCGGAAUAUUGGUACUACAUGGACUACGGGCUUCUACUAGUCUUCGGAGGCAUACCUUGGCAGGUCUAUUUCCAGCGAGUUCUCUCCUCGAAGACCGCUGGCAGGGCUCAAAUCCUGAGCUACGUGGCUGCCGUAGGAUGCAUCCUGAUGGCCAUUCCUCCAGUUCUCAUCGGAGCCAUAGCCAAGGCGACGCCGUGGAACGAGACCGGGUACACGGGACCUUAUCCGUUGACGGAAACGGAGACAAGUAUGAUCCUGCCGAUGGUUCUCCAAUACCUGACACCGGACUUUGUGUCUUUCUUCGGCCUGGGAGCAGUCUCAGCUGCCGUGAUGUCAUCGGCGGACAGUAGCAUUUUAUCAGCGAGUUCCAUGUUCGCUAGGAACGUCUACAAGCUCAUCUUUCGCCAGAGGGCUUCAGAGAUGGAGAUAAUCUGGGUGAUGAGGACGGGUAUCGGUGUUGUCGGGGUCCUUAGCACGGUGAUGGCGUUAACGAUACCCUCGAUAUACGGGCUCUGGUCGAUGUGUUCCGACCUGGUGUACGUCAUCUUGUUCCCUCAGCUGCUGAUGGUCGUCCACUUUAAACCGUAUUGCAACACCUACGGCAGUCUUGCAGCGUAUAUAAUUGCUUUCAUGGUCAGAAUCAGUGGUGGCGAGCCUCUGAUGGGACUGCCGGCACUCAUUCAUUAUCCAGGUUACGAACCGGAGACCGACACCCAGCUAUUUCCCUUCAGGACAAUGGCAAUGUUGAUGUCUUUGGUGACAUUAGUGGGUGUUUCGUACGGCACUCAGGUCGCGUUCAUGACCGGCAAGCUUGCGCCUGGUUACGAUAUAUUUCGAUGCGUGGUCAACAUACCCGAGGACGUAGAGCGCGUGGGUCCCGACCCUGCGGAAGGUGAACAAAUGGCUGUGCUGGCCGGCGGGUCGGCCAGACUCUACGGCAGCAAAGAUGAAUCCAACGGCCGAGUGAAUCAAGCGCUCGAGCCGGACGACGAUAUGGAACCAGGUUGUGGCGUGGGCGGAGGUGGCGGGUGCAGCGUUUUGGGUCAGUUGGGACCUCACGUCGAUCGCCAGCCGCAAUCCAGCACCGCGUUCUAACUCCAGGUUCCAUGAUCGGAUGCUGUGACCAACAAUAACUCUGGUGAUGCGGUGUUUCUUCGUUUCUCCAUUCAUUCUUUUUUCGUUUUUUCAUUAUUGCGUAAUUUAUCAGGUGUAGUGUGUAGAUUCUAUACUGCAAUUUUGUAUAGGAUGCUUUCUGGUGCUCUUAAGAUGAACGGUUCUCUAAAGCCACUGCGAUUCCGUGUAUAGUAUAGUGAUAACACCGCGUGGUUUUUGGCGAUAGAGAUUCAAGCAUAGUGGUCCUGACGACAGUAAUCGUGAUACGAUUCGUACAAAGAUCGGCAGAAUACGGGGGAAUGGUUGCGGAAAUUCCGCGCCGCGUUUUGUACGUCUAAUCAAUGAGUCGAGGUCAUCGCCGAGGUCAUAUUACUUGUGGCCAAGAACAAUUAUCGUAGUCUCAAUUAAGCAAUAAUUUUGGAGGUAACCCAUUACAUACAUAUAACGUACUUGUUAGCUGUUUGCACAGCGGGGAAAUGAGAACACCGCAUCGCCUAUUAGGCCUAGUGAUUUUGUUUUUAAAUAUAUUUAGUACCAAAUAAAUAUAAAUAAAAAAAUAAAU
Diprion similis is the source of this 2907-nucleotide messenger RNA. It is a transcript of the gene ChT, whose product is annotated as high-affinity choline transporter 1. NCBI's taxonomy places the organism in Eukaryota, Metazoa, Arthropoda, Insecta, Hymenoptera, Diprionidae. The transcript has 7 exons. Gene Ontology annotation, cellular component: plasma membrane. The coding region runs from base 567 to 2327 and encodes 586 amino acids. The record is from RefSeq and is a predicted model, not a curated record. Gene Ontology annotation, molecular function: choline:sodium symporter activity. Gene Ontology annotation, biological process: acetylcholine biosynthetic process; choline transport; transmembrane transport.